Molecule: messenger RNA, 1034 nt
Organism: Colossoma macropomum (tambaqui)
Lineage: Eukaryota; Metazoa; Chordata; Actinopteri; Characiformes; Serrasalmidae
Gene: ccdc117
Product: coiled-coil domain containing 117
Exons: 7
Coding region: 1-1029 (342 amino acids)
Source: RefSeq, a predicted model, not a curated record
AUGAGGACCACAAACCGCAAACUUAACGGACUACAAGUCCCAACGCUGUGUGGGGCGUGCUGUGCGUGGAACGUCAAAUUUAUGUUUUUCUUCCUCGAGCUGCACAGGCACGCGCUGGCUGGUUCACUACUACGGGAAAAAAAGAGUGCCUCAGGGAUGCACAGCGCCAGUGCAGGCAGCGGUGACCUGGGCUACCUGCCUUUAGCCUACGCUGCCCUUCCGCACUUAAAUGCCCCAGAGAUGGGCGUGUCAAAGGGGCAGCCGCCCAGCAGCUCACAUCACCUGCCAGGGAGCUCCAUGACAAGCACAAGCUGGGAGAGAAGAUGCCUGAGGAAGCACAGGAGAAGGACAGACGAUGAAGAUUGUAGUGCCAAAAAGCGAAAGCUGAUGGAAGUAGCAGGUUCAGAUCCCUUAGAUUACGCAAGCCCGAAACCCUGUCAGAGCUGGUCAGCGGAGGCCACUGCCCGUUCUCCAUCAAUCCAGCUCAGCCAUCCAGCCCUCCAGCCAGGUCCUAGCGCCCAAGAAGCCAGUCUGGCCUUCUCUCCUGUCUCUGUCCCCUCAGCCAGACCGGACACAGAGGGCUCCUGCAUGGAGGUGGAGGCGGCACAGAGGAAGCUGCAGGAGAUCGAGGACAGGAUCACUCUGGAAGAUGACAGUGAUGAAGACCUGGACGUGGAGCCGGCUCAGCGCAGGCCUGUGCUUGUGCUGUCCGACAGCCUGAGGGAGGGGCUGCAGCGAGGCAUUGGCGAUGUUCUCCCUCAUACAGUAGCGCAGUCAGUGAGCCACUCAUGUAUGGAGUUGGUGCUAUGGCGCCCCCCAGAGGACCCAUUCACCCAGCAGCUAAAGGACUGCCUCCAGAGACAGCAGCGCAAACAACACCCUGUGUGCAGACAGACGCCGACGCCCAUACCCAGCACCCCCCUCCCCGAGCAAAUGCAGCCUAAAGAGCCAGCUGAACAGGCCUUCAGCCCUCUCUACUGCCCCCCAGUGGCCUCCAGCAGCAGCGGGGAGGAGGAUAUGGAGCUAUAGACUUA